This is a messenger RNA of Anguilla rostrata (American eel), 3799 nucleotides long. RefSeq names its product E3 ubiquitin-protein ligase RLIM-like. The transcript has 4 exons. Lineage: Eukaryota; Metazoa; Chordata; Actinopteri; Anguilliformes; Anguillidae. Gene Ontology annotation, biological process: positive regulation of DNA-templated transcription; ubiquitin-dependent protein catabolic process; protein ubiquitination. Bases 183 to 2414 code for a protein of 743 amino acids. Gene Ontology annotation, molecular function: ubiquitin protein ligase activity. The record is from RefSeq and is a predicted model, not a curated record. Gene Ontology annotation, cellular component: nucleoplasm; cytoplasm.
UACACUGUGAAUAAUCCGGAUUUAGUCUGUAGAAACCGUCCGCUCCGUUUAAGCAAGCUUGCUAGUUCACUGUCAAAUCACAAGCGAGAUGUCGAAAAGAUGGAAACAUUUCCCCUGUGUAGCUUGCCAACCAGUUAAGUAGUAAGCUAGCUAACAUAACGAAGCGGAAUUGCGUAUUUCGGAUGAGGUAUAGGUACAUAAUAACAGAUGUCAAGGACGUUCUCCUUUCGUUUGAGGCAAGAAGAGUUUCUGUGGUGAUGGACACUCCUGGUGGGAGAGAUGAGCAUGUGCAGCAGCAGGAGCGGCUGCAAAGGGAGGAGGCCUACUAUCACUUCAUAAAUGGGCUGAAUGAGGAGGAGUACCGUCUCAUGAGGGAUAGCAACCUGCUCGGAACACCUGGCGAAGUCACCGCAGAAGAGUUGCGUCAGCGUCUGGAUGGAGCAAAGGAGCGGCUUUUGGCCCAGCCUCACCUUGAGCCCCGCCCACAGAGCAGCGAGUCACAUGAAGACAACGGGGGCAGAGGGGGUGUGGAGGCGGGCAGCGAAGCGUCUAACGGGGACUCUCUCCUCGAGUGGCUCAACACAUUCCGGCGCACGGGCAACGCCACGCGCAGCGGGCAGAGCGGCAACCAGACCUGGCGCGCCGUCAGCCGCACCAACCCCAACAGCGGCGAGUUCCGCUUCAGCCUGGAGAUCAACAUCAACCACGAGCAGCCGGAGCCGAGCGACGCCACCGACUCUCCCUCGCGCGAGCCCCCGCCGCUCGACCCCGCCCACCCCUCCCAGGGACGGAGGCCGCAGGUGCGACGCACGCGGAGCGGCUCGGCCGCCGCGGCCGCGACCGCGCCCCCGACCCCGCCCCUGAUCCCCGCCGGCAGAGUGACGGGCGUGCGGAGGGGCGGGGACCCGGGCGCCCCCGCGCAGGCAGCCCCGCCCCAGGUGGCGGCGAUGGGUGGGGGGAGGCGGGGUCAGGCCCAGGGGGCCGAACACGAGCGGGGUCCCGUGGAGCGGGACUGCCCCCGCGCUGCGCCGGAGGCCGGCCAAUCAGGGUCGUCGGUGGCCGGGGAGCGGCGCAGCAGCAGAACUCGAGCACGGGGCCGCCGGGGCUGCAGGGGGGGGCGGGGCAUGGCUUCCCGCCGCAGCCGGUCGCCGCUGCACAGACCGGCGGAUAACCCCCAGCCCACUGAGCCCAGCUCCGCCCGACCCGACAGACCAAACACCCCCGAACCCGCCGAAGCCAGUGCGGCCCAGUCCAUUGGGCUCAGUGCUGCUCUGACUCAGGUUCCCGGUGAGUCUGAGGGUAGCAUGGAUGUGGGAGAUACUGUUAGCGAGCCAGGCUCCAUUGCUCCCGUCCUGCCUUUACCUGGGACAGCCCAGGACACCUCCACCCCUCCUCCACCAGGGACCGACCCUGAGACUCCUGACCAGCCUCCGCCCGGGCCUGCCCCUGACACACCGGCCCCGCCCCCGCCCGGGGCGGCCUCUGAGGGGGCCGGGGCCGGGGAGGAGGCGGAGGCGCAGGCGGCGGGCCAGGGGGGGGCCGGCGUGCGGCGCCAUCCCACCAUCAUGCUGGACCUGCAGGUGCGGAGGAUCCGGCCGGGGGAGAACCGCGACCGCGACAGCAUCGCCAGCCGCACGCGGUCGCGGGUGCGCACGGCCGAGAACACGGUCACCUUCGAGAGCGACAGCGGCGGCUUCCGCCGCACCAUCUCGCGCUCGGAGCGCGCCGGCAUCCGCACCUACGUCAGCACCAUCCGCAUCCCGCUGCGCCGCAUCUCGGAGACGGGCCUGGGCGAGCCCAGCUCCACCGCCCUGCGCUCCAUCCUGCGCCAGAUCAUGACCGGCUUCGGCGAGCUCAGCUCCCUCAUGGAGACCGAGGCCGACGCGCAGGCCGCCCCGCCCGGCCCCGGCCCCGGCCCCCAGGCGCACGUCGCCCGCGGCGACGAGGACGCCGCGCCCCCCGAGCCUCCGGAACGGCAGGCGACGCCGGCGGCGGGGGCGGCUGGGGAGCGGCUCGUGGCGGGAGAGGAGGAACGAGCCGGGGCGGGAGGGGCCCCCGGCGAGGGACGGGCCGCCAGCCGCGACACCAACAACCUGGUGGAGAACGGCACCCUGCCCAUCCUCCGCCUCGCCCACUUCUUCCUCCUGAACGACGACGAGGACGAGGAGCACCAGCGGGGCCUGACCAAAGAGCAGAUCGACAAUCUGUCCACGCGCACCUACGGCCAGGCCAGCCUGGAGGGCGAGCUGGGCCGGGCCUGCAGCGUCUGCAUCAACGAGUACGCCCAGGGCAACAAGCUGCGCCGCCUGCCCUGCGCGCACGAGUUCCACAUCCACUGCAUCGACCGCUGGCUCUCCGAAAACAACACCUGCCCCAUCUGCCGGCAGCCCGUACUGUCCGCCCCGCAGGAGUGAUCCCCAUCCCGGCCUUCCUCAUUCUCCGCCCGCCUGGAGUCUGAUUCUUCCCGUUCUCUGUCCAUUCAGACCGCCUCGUCUCGCCAGGAGGGCGUCGGCUUCCGCCAUGACGACAGACUGAGCCCUGUGGGCUGGACUAUGUAAAUGCUGUCUCUCUGUGUUUUAACUGAUUAGUCAAAUCCAUUGUAUUGGGCUGAGGGUAGAGCCAAAAAAUGAAUAACUGAAAUAUAAAAAAAGCGCUUUACACAGAGGAGUAGCAAAGCUAUAUUUUUUUAGACUUUCGUUUCUUUCUGCGUCCGGCUUUUUCUGUUAGAGAGGCCUCCGUGUCCGAAAUCUCUCCAUUUCAGUAUUGCUUCAGAGUAAUCGAUAUUAAGUCUUAUAAACACAAUUAGUCUCAUAUUAUCUGAAAUUAAUUUUUCUGUAACAAAUGGAUUUUAUUUAAUGACUCAUAGAGUCCGCACUCAAAUUAUAUAUUGUUGUGAGUGGAUAGUAAAUGAAAAAAUGAGCAAGACUUGAAAGUGCCACAUCGUAAUUUGUGUGACUCUGAAUCCAUUUUCUAAGAACAGGAAUUAAAGGGGAGAUUCAGGGGAACUCUUAAAAGUGCUAAGCUACAACCCCACAUUCAGUCUUUGUGUAUUUGCAGAAUGUGCCUUCAGUGUGUCUGGAGCUGAAAUGGUCACCCCAUCUGAUUGGUUGCUAUGUGUGCAAUCCUCAACUGUGAUUGGCUGGUUCAUCUGAUAUCCUUUAACAAAUCACAAGGUAUCACAGGGGUGUACUUGCAGUGGCCAAGUAUGGUUAUUUUAUGGUGGUAGUGGGAACUGUGUCCAGGAUGUUAUCAGUUGUCUGACUGGUGCUAAUGAAGUGACUGGUUAAACUGCAUGAAAAUUGGUUUAACCAGUCAUGUGGUUCGCUGCUCUGUGGGCGGGGCUCAAGGUGAAUUUGUCAGUUGAGCACAACUCAGUGUUAAUUCCCCCAAAUUACUCUGCAUAGCCAUUGCAAAUGACAGCUAUAUGUGAUUUUAUUAUUUACACAGACAUUUGCUUCACAUGAACAUUAUUGUGUAUUAAUUGGAAGCAGCAACUAUUGUCAUGAUACCUUUUAUUAAGAUGACCUCUGCAGAACAGAUUCUCAAACUCAACCAGGGGGACAUUCAAAUACCUACUAUUGUACAAUUUCUUUUGGCAGUUAUAAGAAGUUAAAAACAUAAUUUUAUGAACGGGGUCUCCUCCACUGUCAGCACAUAGGACUUUAUUGUAAUCCCACAUGUAAAACAGUCGGUUAGCAAAGUGAAUCAUUCAAAAAAAAACUGAUGCAGCAGUUCUUCGAGGAUGGAUCAGAUUGGUUCAGAUACCUUGAAUAAAUAUAGGCUGUUUGUUCUUCGUUUA